Molecule: messenger RNA, 717 nt
Organism: Trachemys scripta elegans
Lineage: Eukaryota; Metazoa; Chordata; Testudines; Emydidae
Product: maestro heat-like repeat-containing protein family member 2A
Exons: 7
Coding region: 1-717 (238 amino acids)
Cellular component (GO): cytoplasm
Source: RefSeq, a predicted model, not a curated record
AUGAGAUCAGGAACUUGUCCGUCUCCUUCUCCGGUCCAGCGGGGCCUAGUGCUGGUGAGGGCGGCUGUCCUGCAGGCCAUUGGCACCCUGGUCUCAGCAGGGUACGUGGAUAAGGUGGAGGGAUGGCCUCUCAAUUACAUUGCCCUGCAGCUUGCUGUGUCGGCCAACUCGCUGGAGCGUCCAAUGCGGAGCCUUCCCCUGGGGGGGCUGCUGGAAAAAAUGGUCCAGAAAACCAGCCUGGCCACGUUAGAAAUAAUCAUUGCCUCGGGCAGGGGGAUCAGCCAGGAGCUCUGGGUACGGCUCCUGGGGUACGUUCCCCACACCCCUUACACUGAUUCCAUGACCCCCCUGUGCCGCUGCCUGAGGAUCCUGGCCGCGCAGCGGCAGCAGCACAGACAAGCAGCCCACGACUGCAGGGAGCCAGUGGCAUCUCCGACGCCCCAGCAGCUGCUGGCCCGGCUCCUGGUGCUGUCAGCAUCCCCCUUCGAGGGAGAAGGGCGCGGAGUGGCUGCGCUGCUCCUGCUGAACGCCCUGCGCCCUGAGAUGUAUGGGGACGAGGCAGAGCAGUGGUGGAUGGAGAUUCCAGCUAUGGUCCAGUAUCUUGACGGACAUAGCAAGUUCUCUCUGGACCAGACCGCGUGGGAACACAAGCUGUUGGAGGUAGCACGAGGGCUUCUGUUCAUUUUCCCAGCCCCAGAGUGGGUUGCUUUUCACUGA